UUUUCAGAGAGAGGAAAAGAAUCAUUGCCGCUUUUCCUUCUCUUUGAAUUAUUAAUGUUCUGAGGCAUGCCUUGCACCAAGAAGGUCAUGCCCUCAUUUUGAAGUCCUAGUCCUGCUUUGUAUCUUUCGUUAUCAACCUCUUAUGGUCUGCACCUUAUGAGGGUUCUUGAGGUUUUAGUAGUUCUUUAAACUCCCUUAUCAUUGAAAAAAAAAAAAAUAUAUCUCACUCAUUUUGGCAGAGUUUAGGUUGUAUGUGCAGUAAAUUAGUAUUGUCUUCACUUUUGUUUCGGUACUUUGCCUCUUCUAUGCUUUGCCAUAAUAAUCAUCAUGGUGGGUUUGCAUUGGGGCUUCAUUUUAGAUCACAAUUUGCCCUAGUGAUACUACCUGCAUUGUCUUCCCAGCUCACGAUUUUGUUUCUGAUUGAUUUCCUUAUUCGCGUACAUCUUUUUGUUAGUCUUUUGAUAGAUUCUCUACUUCAUACAGAAGAACUGAUCGUAGUCGAGAAAAUGGUCUGUCAGUGAUACAUUUUCUUGAAAUCGGAACCUUGUCGAGGGAAUCUGUUCCAUAAAGAUCAUCCAAAGUAAUAACAAAGAAGCUCGGGGGGGUCAUUAUGGUCACGCACGAAUCACCGCCGAAUCCGAUGCCGACCGCAUGGCGCCGAUUCAUUCCAUGCGAGAGCCGGUUUGAAGGCCCGGAUUUGAGUUCUUAUGGUUCUGGUUUAAGAAACAACACCACCUUCUUUGAGCCCAUUGGCGCAGUACCAGGCAUCCAGUAUCAAUAUCAUGGGGAAAGAAUGCCCAGAUCAAUAGACCUUGUUCACACUCCUGUAGCAGUGGCUGAAUCCCAUAUCACCCAUACCAGGCAUUUGAUGGAUCUUCUUGAAGCAGCGAAUGUGCCUAACGACCAAGCCCACAGCCUCACGCUCUCUCUCAAUUCUCCGUUGCUCGAACCUAAUACCGUCCAAUUCGGGCAUAGGCCCAUGAGCGGUGCAGAUUUCUACAGUCCAAGCUCUCUUGUCCCAGGGAAAUCAAGAGAAGCUUGCGAUGCAAGUAAUGACUCUGAGUUUGCUUCGUCCUCUGCUCCUUGGAGCAGGCAGUGCUUCGCUUCUUACUGGCCCGAUCUGGCUCCUUCCAAUGUUGGGAACUCUAGAUACAUGAAGCCAGCUCAGUCCCUCUUGGAAGAAGUCGUUGGCAUCUGUGGGAGUGAUGGGGAGAUAGCCAAUGAGAAGUACUUGAGGAAGCUAUAUGGAGGAGCAGGAAGAAAAUCAGCUCUAGAGGUGGUUUCUGAAUUGAAGGAAGAAUCUGGCAAUAAUGGUCUCUCUGCAGAGAACCAUGAACUUCAAGCUAAACUUGCUAAGCUUGCUUCUUUACUGGAAGAGGUUGAAGCGAGAUUCACGAAAUACUACUUCCACAUGGAGGAGGUGGUAAUGUCGUUCGAAUCGGUGGCGGGUUUGGGAGCGGCGAAAUCCUACACUGCACUGGCCCUCCAAGCAAUGACUAGGCAUUUCUGCAAUUUAAGGGAUGCAAUAGUAUCUCAGAUUAACACCACAAGGAGAAAACUAUUUGACGAUUCUUCGAGAAUUAGCUCUGGCCUGUCACGGCUAAGCCUGUUCGAUCGAGAAUGCAGGCAAAAGCAGAGGAUUUCUCUCCAACAGCUCGGACUGAUCCCUGGUCAGAGGCAAGCUUGGAGGCCCAUCAGAGGGUUGCCGGAGACUUCUCUGGCGAUCCUUCGCGCGUGGCUCUUCGAACACUUCCUCCAUCCUUAUCCAAAUGACUCUGAAAAGCUUAUGUUGGCAUCACAAACAGGCCUCGCCAAGAAUCAGGUUUCGAACUGGUUCAUUAAUGCCCGGGUUCGGUUGUGGAAGCCUAUGAUCGAGGAGAUGUACAAGGAGGAGUUUGCAGAUUCAUCGGAGGACUCGAAUCCUUUGAUCAGAGGUUCCAUAACCGACGAGGAUUCAACCAACCUCGAAGAAGAAUGAAUCGGUAAUGGUAAUAGGAAACCGAAUUUCACAAGCAGCGGGAUGAGUUGACAAAAUCUGCUAAUUUGUAAGCUAAGAAUGGUUAGGGAAUGACUUCAGGAUCUAAAUCAUGUGCGCCAUUUCUGGGGAGUAUCAGCCGUUUGAUCGGCAUUCUGGUCUCAAGUUGGCAGGACGCCUGCUUAAUUCAGCAAGAAAGUAGGCCUAACGACCUUUUCUUUUCGCAUAGAAGAAUGCC
Molecule: messenger RNA, 2213 nt
Organism: Rhodamnia argentea
Lineage: Eukaryota; Viridiplantae; Streptophyta; Magnoliopsida; Myrtales; Myrtaceae
Product: BEL1-like homeodomain protein 11
Exons: 4
Coding region: 611-1978 (455 amino acids)
Biological process (GO): regulation of transcription by RNA polymerase II
Molecular function (GO): RNA polymerase II cis-regulatory region sequence-specific DNA binding; DNA-binding transcription factor activity, RNA polymerase II-specific
Source: RefSeq, a predicted model, not a curated record